GCAGCAACCUGUAGGUCCCAGCGAACGUAAACUGGUAUUACUUUUUUAAAUUUAUUUCUUCCUUUUUAGGUAUUACCUAUGUCUAUCGAAUUUUAGGUUUUUCUCCACUAGAUAUACUAAUCUGAUAUACGAAAUAGCAUCCCGGCGGUCGUUGCUAUGAUACCGCAUUGUUGUCAAGGAUACAAUUGUGUUUUUAAAAAUAGGUGAAUCUAUCUAAGUGAUAUACAUAAACAUUAAGAGCUAUAAGAAAAAUGGCAGAAAGAGCUCCAGUUUCUGCUGAAGAUACAUUAGUUCGUUAUGAUAAUCCAGUAUUAGUUACAAAACAACCAGAGAAAAUAGUAUCCCCAACAACUGGUACGAUAGCUCAGCCAUGUAUACCUACAGAAGCAAAACGUGAAACUGAAGAAAUACUCAAUGCGAUUUUACCACCUAAAGAAUGGGAAGAAGAUGGACAGAUAUGGACUCAGAAGAUAUCGUCUACUCCAGCAACGAGAUUAGAUGUGAUAAAUCUUCAAGAAAUGUUGGAUACACGUCUACAGCAAAGGCAGGCAAGAGAAACGGGAAUAUGUCCGGUUCGCAGGCAACUUUAUACUCAGUGUUUCGAUGAACUUAUACGUCAGGUUACUAUUAAUUGUGGUGAAAGAGGGCUUCUUUUAUUGAGAGUACGUGAUGAAGCGAGGAUAACAAUGGAAGCCUAUCAGACUUUGUAUUGCAGUUCCAUUGCAUUCGGCAUGAGGAAAGCUUUGCAGUCGGAACAAGGAAAAUCCGAUCUAAUGGAACAAGUGGCGAAGUUGGAAGCAGAACGUUCGUCAUUAGAGAAGCAGUGUGCAGAACUAAAACAGAAGACUGAGCAAUUGGAGCGACGUGCGGCAGAAUUACGAGCAGCAGAAGAGAAAAGACAUCAAGAAGAGUUACUUGCGCUUAAGAAGACUAACGCUCAGCUCAAGGCACAACUGGAAGGAAUUAUAGCACCGAAGAAAUAAUACAUUUAUAUGUAUAGAACGUCGUCAGAAUUAUGUUAAUUUUAUUUAAAUUAAAUGUUACCAUUUCAAAGUA
This is a messenger RNA of Danaus plexippus (monarch butterfly), 1056 nucleotides long. It is a transcript of the gene Dnali1, whose product is annotated as putative inner dynein arm light chain, axonemal. Lineage: Eukaryota; Metazoa; Arthropoda; Insecta; Lepidoptera; Nymphalidae. The transcript has 6 exons. Gene Ontology annotation, molecular function: dynein heavy chain binding. The record is from RefSeq and is a predicted model, not a curated record. Bases 252 to 983 code for a protein of 243 amino acids. Gene Ontology annotation, cellular component: axoneme; filopodium.